AUGCAUUUUCUUUUACUUGUAUGGCUCCUGGCCUCACUGGCCUUGGGCAGUCCAAUCGCGCAUAAUACUUUCCCACCCAGACAGACGUCCAAACUUGAGACAAGGGCCACAAAUCAGAGUCAGUCGUUACAGAACUCUCAGGUGCCUUGGAAAGGGUUCGAUAUCAACACAAACUACUACACGAGCGCCCCAGAUACGGGCGUCGUUCGGGAGUAUUUCUUCGACAUCAUCAAUACCACUCGCGCACCUGAUGGGGUCGAGCGCCAGGUGCUUCUUGUCAAUGGUCAAUUCCCAGGGCCCACCAUUGAGGCCAAUUGGGGAGACACGGUAAAGGUGCAUGUCACAAAUCGCAUGCAGAACAAUGGCACUUCCAUUCACUUCCAUGGCAUCCGACAGCUGAACAACAACCAGAUGGAUGGAGUGACGGCUUUGACCCAAUGCCCUGUACCGCCAGGGGCCAGCUACACUUAUGUAUGGAAAGCGGAGCAGUACGGUUCAAGCUGGUACCAUUCGCACUUUUCUCUUCAAGCUUGGGAGGGUGUCUUUGGAGGGAUCGUGAUCCAUGGUCCUGCAACGGCUGACUAUGACCACGACCUGGGCGUCCUCUUUCUGGGUGAUUGGCUUCAUGAGACCUAUUAUAGCUAUUAUCAAGAUGACCUCAACAGUGGCAAAAUACCUACCAUGACGACGGGCCUUUUGAAUGGAACAAACGUUUGGGCUCCUAAGACCGGGCCUACCGUCGGCCAAAGGUUCCAGACCACUUUCGUUCCCGGUCAAAGGUAUCGGAUUCGCCUUAUAGGUAACGCCAUGCACACACAGUUCAAGUUCUCGAUCGACAAUCAUGAUCUCACCGUUAUUGCGGCUGACUUGGUCCCCAUUGUGCCAUUCAAGACGAAUUACGUCCCGAUUGGAAUGGGUCAGCGUUACGAUAUCAUCGUGACUGCGAACCAGAAACCGGAUAACUAUUGGAUUCGGGCGAUGCCGCAGUCGUACUGCAGUAACAACACCGCGGCCGAUAACAUCAAAGGUAUUCUGCGCUACCAAGGGUCCGACCCCAACUCGGACCCAAGCUCGACCAAGUGGGAUUAUGGCGGCGACGUUGACUGUCAGGACUUUCCGACGUCGACCCUUGUUCCGAAGCUCGCUUUGAAUGCAGACCUCGGCGAGGCGAACACGGUGAAUUCUGCUGUCGGAUUUAGCGGCGUCGGCAAGCCACCCAUCUAUCUCUGGAAUAUGGGUGGCGAGAUCUUCAAUACGUCUUGGAGUGACCCAACGCUACUGCAAACAUCCGAGGCCCCAAAGAAGUCCAGCUGGGAGCCGGGCCAGGGGGUGAUUCAGGCGAGCGUUGCGAAUCAAUGGACCGUGAUUAUAAUUCAGGAGGUUCUUCCGGCGGUUCAUCCUAUCCACCUACACGGUCACGACUUUUACAUCCUAGCUCAGGGCCUUGGUACCUACGACCCUUCCACCGUGAAACUGCAAACAGAGAACCCCACGCGCCGCGACACCCUCAAUCUCCCCGCAGUAAGCGGCAAGGGUGGCUACGUGGUCAUUGCUUUCCCGGCUGAUAACCCCGGCGCGUGGCUGCUUCACUGCCACAUUGGCUUCCACGCGGCGGAAGGCUUCGCGCAGCAGAUUAUCGAGCGACAGAGUGAGUUCAAGGAGUUUCUGGACCGAGAUGUCCUAGAAGAGACGUGUAAUGCUUGGAACGAGUGGGCGGAGACGAACCCCUACGGCUAUCAGCACCGCGGGGAUCACGGGCCUUACGAGUCUGGGGUCUAA
Molecule: messenger RNA, 1779 nt
Organism: Aspergillus saccharolyticus JOP 1030-1
Lineage: Eukaryota; Fungi; Ascomycota; Eurotiomycetes; Eurotiales; Aspergillaceae
Product: extracellular dihydrogeodin oxidase/laccase
Exons: 2
Coding region: 1-1779 (592 amino acids)
Molecular function (GO): oxidoreductase activity; copper ion binding
Source: RefSeq, a predicted model, not a curated record